Hemibagrus wyckioides is the source of this 3131-nucleotide messenger RNA. Its product is annotated as immunoglobulin lambda-1 light chain-like. The transcript has 6 exons. The record is from RefSeq and is a predicted model, not a curated record. Lineage: Eukaryota; Metazoa; Chordata; Actinopteri; Siluriformes; Bagridae. The coding region runs from base 61 to 1038 and encodes 325 amino acids.
UGUAUCCUUGCAUUAACCUCUCACGACGACGUGAGGUCUGCUGCCCCAGAUCUGACCAUCAUGUCCAGCCUGACAACUACAUGCUUUCUGCUGGCUCUAAUCGGUUGCAUCAGUGGUCAGUUUUUACCUCAGGUGCCGUUUGAGAUGGCUCGCAAAGGCAGGACUAGGAUAUUGAGCUGCACAGUGGACAAUUCAGUAACGCUCUCCUCCACUGCUAUUCACUUCUACAGACAGAAACCCGGAGAGGCCUUUCAGCGCAUUUUAUACUUCGCAGCUGGUGCUUCAAAAGCCACCCCCGAUCCUGAAUUUCCCAGCAGAUUUAGUGGUAGUAAAAAGGACAGCACCUUCACAGUGACCAUCCCAAAUACAAAAGACGAAGACGCGGCCACUUACUACUGCGCGCUGUGGCGCGGGGAUAAUGACAAAGUCUUCAGUUCAGGCACCAGACUGUAUGUUUCAGGUGAAACAAAAACAGUGCCUCCCAAAGUGUCUGUGUACGGAAUGUCCAAGGUACAAACAAAUCAAAAGCGUGUACUGCUGUGCCAGGCGAGAGACAUGUUCCCAGACCUGGUGAAAUUCACAUGGCAAGCAGUGGAUCAGAGUGGAAAUAAAGUGGAGCUGAAAGAUGAGGAGAUGCUGGAACAGAGAGAAAAUCCAGAGGUCAAAAUUACCAGCAUGCUCAUCGUAGAUAAACAGAAAAGCAUGGACUAUACAUUCAACUGCUCGGUUCAAUUCGGCAACAAAAAUUCGGCGUUCACCAUUCCAAAAGGUCCUGAUCCUGUUGUUGUCCCUGCUCAAACCUGCCCAACUUCAAAACCCAAAGCACAUGAAGAAAAAGAAAAAGUCAAAAAAGAAGAAGAAAAAGAAGAGGAAGAACCUAUAUAUGAUGGGUUUGAGCUCAGACAGAGUCUGAAUCUGUUCAGUGUGACGUAUAUGAUACUGCUGGUGAAGAACAUACUGUAUUUCUGCACCGUCUCUUUCUUGCUGUAUAAAAGACACACCGCAAACAAGGAGACGCUCAGAAGCACGGCUCGUUGAUCAGUCCAUCAGCUGGACAGCAUGACACACCACAACAACCACUUACUUUUUUAUUCUGCAACAUGUUUGUCUUAGUUAUUAAAACUUUUUUCACACUCAUAACAGGAAAUAAUUUCGAUAUGAAGUCUUUGGACAAACCAAUUUUUUUAUUCUCUUUAGAUUAGUGCUAAGUAAAUAAUAGUUGUGCUUUUCCGGAGAUGGAAUUUACGCUCUAUGCAUUACCACAAUGUUUAAUAAAUUACUAAAGAUUAACUUAAGGAUUUCUUUUUUUUUUUUAAAUUCUAAGUUUCAAGAACACAACAAUUACCUAACAUUAAUCCAUAUAUAUAUACACACUGUAUUUGGUUAUCUUAAAUUCUAAGUUUCAAGAACACAACAAUUACCUAACAUACCUAACAUUAAUCCACAUAUAUAUAUAUAUAUAUAUAUAUAUAUAUAUAUAUAUAUAUACACUGUAUUUGGUUAUCCAUUUUAAGCUCAACCGUCUUUUAAUGCAUUUUUAUGAAGAUUAAGAUACUUUGAUUAGAAUGGAAACUGCCAUGGGAGGAAAGUGUGGUCAUGGUGGGGUUUUUUUAUACACAGUAGCUGAAUGUGUUUAUUGGAAAUAAAACACAUGCAGCAGCUUCACCACAACUUGCUGAGUUGAUAAGCUAUUAGCUGCACAGGAUGUGUGUUUGUGUGAUUCUCUGAACGCUUAUUUAUACACCCUUAUUUCUAUUCCUUAAGUUCUUAUUUUACUAAAAUAGUUAUUGUUCAGAAACUCUCUUUUGUACGGUUCUUUACAUGUUUCCCCAAAUGGGUGAUCAGAGAACCAUUAAGGGUUAUAAAUGUUUUUUUUCCCUUAAGAGUGAAGAUGGUUAUUUAGAUGCAUCUAAAACAAAGCCCUGGGAUGAUAAUACUCCCUUUUUUACAUGGCCUCCUUUACAAAUAAAUGGCUUGCCUUCCUCUCAACAUUCACAACAAUUUUCAAGAAUGUUAGACACCAUAUAGCCAAUUCUAACAAUAUAUAAUUAAACAGUAAUAUAGUAAUUCUACUGUGAUAAAUACCAUAAUUGACAUUGUUUUGUGAAUUUUUGAAAAGUAUAAAUGACUGAGCUGCUGGAGAGAGACCAAGACCACAGUGUAGAAAGUAGCGAUGGUAAAUUUGAAAACUGUUGCCUAUAGAUAUCUUCUGCAUUUAUUAAUACAAAUUCAACUUUUGCCUAAUAUUAUUUUCUUUGUAUUUUUUAAAAUUAAAAUUAUUGUCUAAUCCUACAUUCAUUAUAAUAUAUUUUUUAUAUAUAUCUAGUGCAGGUUACAUCAGUACACUGUGACACUGAAUGUUCAAAGGUGCAAAAUUUCCGUAAUUAGUGCUAAAUGAUCGUUUAGCAGUGAGGUUGCACCUGGACUCUCAUAGUGGUAUUUCCAUAUGUACUUUCUUGUGGUGCAACAGUUUGAUUAUAUUUGAUUAUACAUCAAAUGAAAAGAAAAUAACUUUCAUUAUAUACAAAUACUUUAGUAACGAACAAAACCGCAUACUCCUUACUACAAUUACAACCUUAUAUUAAGUUUGAUUAUCCCACCUACUGAACUGCUUCUUCUUCUUCUUCUUCUUCUUCUUCUUCUUCUUCUUUUUCCAGUAAAAGAUUUCAUUGUCAUUUAAACUAAAAUAAAUAAUGUAAUAAAUAGACAGUAAUAAUAAUAGAUGUUAAAGUAAGUUGUGCUAAUUGUUCAACUGAACAAUUUUUAAUAAUACUGUUUUGUUGUUUUUUUUCAUUUGGUAAUUACUUGCUAUUGUUUAACAGUUAAAUUAACAUUUAACUUGAUGCAAAGUUCUAUUCUCUUGCCAUCAUUGCCGUAUACUAUAUAUACAGCUCUGGAAAGAAAAAAAGAGACCACUGCCCAAUCUCCAGAUUUGAACCCUAUUGAAAACCUCUGGAAUGGUAUCAAGAGGAAGAUGGAUGGUCACAAACCAUCAAGCAAAGCUGAGCAAAGAGUGGUAUAAAGUUCCCCAAUAGCAAUGUGAAAAACUGGUGGAGGGCAUGGAGCCGAAACACAUGCAAAUCGGGGUUAUUCCACCAAAUACUGAUUUCUUAAUGUUAUUUAGCCAAAGC